Molecule: messenger RNA, 1437 nt
Organism: Carassius gibelio (silver crucian carp)
Lineage: Eukaryota; Metazoa; Chordata; Actinopteri; Cypriniformes; Cyprinidae
Product: adhesion G-protein coupled receptor G2-like
Exons: 8
Coding region: 1-1437 (478 amino acids)
Biological process (GO): adenylate cyclase-activating G protein-coupled receptor signaling pathway
Molecular function (GO): GTP binding; G protein-coupled receptor activity
Source: RefSeq, a predicted model, not a curated record
AUGGCAUACUCAUAUAAAGAUCUGAGGAUUCAUGGAAAAACCGGAGCUGGAGAGAUCGCAUCAGGAAACAUCAUCCUGAGAGAAAACAUUGAAUCCCACCUAUAUUCUGAAUCUGUGACUGAGAAAUGCGAACAGUAUCAGCAGAAGGUAGAGGGUAGAACAAUCUCAGUGAUUGACACUCUAGGACUUUAUGAUACCUCAAUCAAUCAAGAACAACUUCCUGGUCCUCAUGUGUCCCUGACAAGAGAUGAGCAGAUUAAUGAGGCAGGUAAAGGCAACUACAAUGCUUUCAGUAACACAGAUGCUGAAAAUCGAUCAGAGGUCACUGAACCGCUAGAGAAGAUUGACAAAAAGAUGGAGGAGAACGGAGGAGAGCAUUACACAAAUGAAAUGUACAAGGAAGCUCAGCAAAGGAGUUUGGAAGAGGAGGAAAAAUCGGGAGAGGAAGAACCAUUGAGUUUGGCUCAGAAAGCAGUGUAUGUGGGAGCAGGUGUGUUAGGAGGAGUCACUGGAGUAGCAGGAGCGGUUGUUGGAGGAGCAGCACAUGGAGCAAAUCAGACGUCAGAAGUGUGUCUUCAAAAUAUUCUUGAGCAGACUGAAAACCUUACAGCUCAAGAGCUGCCUGUGAAUACUGUGCUGAGCAUUUUGACCGUGGCUUUCAACACUUCUGAGAUGAUGUUAGAGUCGUUAUCAUCAGUAAACCCAGCUGAACUAGCCUCCUAUGGAAACCGUCUGUUAAAAGCCAGCGAGCAACUCAUUUCUAUAUUAGUGAAACCGACAGACACAAGUGAAAGUGUCAGUUUUACUCUUGCUUCUGUAGAAGGUCAAGUUUUCAUAGUUGGACCACAAGUCACCUUAGAGAAAUUAUCUGGACUUGAAACAAGAAGUUCUGCUAUGGACAUAGAUCUCAUUGGGAUCGCCAAGAACAACAAUGAAAGAUCAGCUGCUGUGGCUUUCAUGAGCUACAACACGAUGGAGAAUCUACUGAAGCCAGACUUCUUCAACACACCAAAGGACACGAUUAAAACCAUGAUGUCCACUGUGAUCUCAGCUACCCUUCCCAAAACCACCAACACUAAGCUAACUAAACCAGUCAACUUCACCCUCAAACACAUCAGAAAGCUUGAUCCCAGCAGUUCUCUGUCCUGUGUGUACUGGAAUAUCAGCGAGUGGAUUGUAGAUGGUUGUUCUGUUUUUAAGACCAACAGCAGUUACACUGUGUGUUCCUGUGACCAUCUGUCCACAUUCGCUCUCAUGCAAACCAGCCGCCCACCAGAGAGCAACUCACUGCUGGUUAUUUUGGUGUGUGUGAUUGUGGGGCUGGUGUUCAUCAGUUUGGCCCUAUUGACCUUUGCCCUUUAUAAGUGGAGUCCUCUGCGUGAUUGGAUGCGUGGUUGCGUUGUGCUGAACCUUGAAGGCUACAACAGAGAAGAGUGA